CUUUCAUGAUUGGUUCACCCUUCAAUUAUCUGCCCAGAACCAUCAUACUGAAUCCAUCAAUAUAAUCUCAGCUCUUUUGAAAUCCCUUCACAUGCACGCCCUUUUCUUCAGACCCCGCCUUGAGUCCAUCCAUCUCCGUUGAGAUAUGGGUGUUGCCCCUGUCAAUCAAACUCCUUCUCAUCGCAGGCUCUCACACUGCUCCUCCGCUUCCUUGCGCUGCUGCUGCACCCCUUUCUGACAGCUACUAGUACCGCUUUCUCGAAGGCAACUGGACGGUGGAGAAUCCUCGUUGUGGAAGAGAAAGGAAUAGCCUUUGUCGGAUUUAUUCAUUGUCCUACUUCGAAAGUUGUUUAUCGGACGAGAGACAGACGGUUUUUGGAAGUAGUUCUGAGGCAUACGAAAGUGUAAAGGAAGGCUUUUUAAAUUUUUUUACCCAAACACAGUAACAUAAAGAGGCAUAUCUACCGUUCAUGGCUGCUGGGGAAGGUGCCCAGCUGCCGGCGACAAUAGCGGCUAGCCGGAGCGUGGAGAAGUCGGUCGAGGAGGCUGCGGCGAGCGGUGCUCUGAACUUGUCGAACCGUAAAUUGAAGGAGUUUCCCCGAACCGCCAGGAACUAUGACUUGUCCGAUAUUACGCGAGCAGACCUGUCAAAGAACCGUCUGUGUGAGCUGCCAGAGGAGCUGUGCCAGUUCAUCUCCUUGGAGACGCUCAGCUUGUAUCACAACUGUGUUCGCUCCCUCACCCCCAGCCUCUGCCACCUACAGGCUCUCACCUACCUCAACCUCAGCCGUAACCUUCUCUCCAGCCUGCCCCCCUCGGUCUGUCAGCUGCCCCUCCUGCGAGUCCUGAUCGUCAGCAACAACAAGCUGUCGGCCCUGCCCAGAUCCAUACACACCCUCACACACCUCAGACAGCUGGAUGUGAGUUGUAAUGGCCUGCAGUGUUUGCCUGUGGAGCUGGGUCAGCUGGAGUGCCUGAGAGAUCUCAACCUGAGGAGGAACCAGCUCACUACGCUGCCAGAGGAGUUGUCCGAGUUGCCCCUGGUCCGGUUAGACGUGUCCUGUAACCACAUCUCCCGCGUGCCCGUGUGUUACCGUCACCUGCGCCAACUCCAGACCAUAAUCUUGGACAACAACCCCCUGCAGCAGCCGCCCGCCCAGAUCUGCUCCAAGGGGAAAUACCACAUCUUCAAGUUCCUCAACAUCGAGGCCUGCAAGAGGAGCCAGGAGGAGCUGGAGAGAGCCCUGAGACCUACAGGGUUUAAUAGCUGUCUGUCGGACCAUGAGUUGUUCUCAGGUCAGUAUGGAGGUUUGGACUCUGGCUUCAACAGUGUGGACAGCGGCAGCAAGAGAUGGUCUGGGAACGAGUCUGCGGAUGACUUCUCGGAGCGGUCCCUGCGCAUGGCUGAGCUCACCAGAGACCAGAGGAACCUGGAGGAAGAGGUGGAGGACGACUCUUCCCUCACAGAGACCCCAGACACGGUGAAUGGGGAGGCAGAGCAGGUGCAUUUCAUAGACCGCAGCGUCACCGAGGAGGAGGAAGAGUGCAGGACGAAUCGUCCCACUCCCCCCUCCACAGCGCCCCCGCAGGAGAAUGCAAAGGAAUCCUCACCACCUCCCCAAACACAAGACUGUUCUAGAAGCAGGUCCAGUGUCAGUGUGUCACACCCGUCCCCCUCCAGUCCCACCCUGGAGGAGAGGAGGAGACCAGGUACCCUGCUCAUCUGGCAGGAGAGAGAGAGGAUCCAUCAGCGGAGAGACCACACGGCCAGAGACAACAGUUUACUGAAGACUACAACGGCCAAAACAGGAAGCCAUGUGGCGACGCUGUCACAGACAGGAAGUAGCUCGAGUGGUACCUCACCAGAGAACAGCCAGUCCCAGAACGGGCUCAGACAGCGAUGUGCGAGUGCAGAUCAGAUGUCAUUGUCUCACGUGGCACCGGUUCAGCGCUCUGUUAGCCGAUCAGACGGUCCGUCGUCUCCCAAGGCGUCGUCUCCUCCAGGCCUGAGCCAGAAACCCAACAGCUUCCUGUUCCGCACCUCGUCUCGCUGCAGCGUCAACAGCCAGGUCUCCAUCUCAGGCUCCACACACAGUCUGGUGGAGGCAGGCCGCUCCAUGUUGCGGAGAGAGGAAAGGCCAGAUGUGGCACAGCUACGCAAGACUCUGGAGUCGAGGUUAAAGACCACCCUGCCAGAGGAUCUAGGCGAGGCGUUGUCCAAUGGAACGGUCCUCUGCCAGCUGGCCAAUCACAUGCGGCCUCGCGCUGUGUCCAUCAUCCACAUUCCCUCCCCAGCAGUGCCAAAGUUGAGCACUGCCAAGUGUCGUCUCAACGUGGAGAACUUCAUCUCUGCCUGUCGUAGGCUGGGGGUCCCUGAGACGGAGGUGUGUGUGUUCUCUGACGUGUUUCUCUGUAAGCUGCCUGCUGUGCUGCGCUGUGUGGAGGCCCUCGUGAAAUGUGAGGUAGAGGGGGAGACCCCCCACAACCCCUGCCCCUCACUGCUCUCGGAGGGCUUCCUGGUCUUCUACAUCCUGGUCAUGGUCCUGCUCUACACACUGUACCGUCACCUGGUCACAUAGAUACUGAGGACCCUGUUCUACACACUGUACUAUCACCUGGUCACAUAGAUACUGAGGACCCUGUUCUACACUGUAAUAGCACCUGGUCACAUAGAUACUGAGGGAGGGGGUGUGUGUGUGUGUGUGUGUGUGUGUGUGUGUGUGUGUGUGGAGAGAGAGAGAGAGAGAGAUGGCACGAGAGCGUGUGUACUCGGACUGACACUGACGUGAAUUUGACCACCUAAUACGAACAUUCACAGACAACCCGGAUUUAAAUAAUCCACCGUGAAUUCCCUGAAAAACGCAUACACAUGUGCAAAACACACACACACACACACACACACACACACACGCGCUGCUGUCCUGGUAUGCAGGGUGAGAGACGGGCUCACAACGCAGGAAGGACUGUCAGCUACCCCCUUCCAACCUCACAGCUGCUCUCGAAACGUACACAGCAUGAUAGUACACACUGUGUGGACGCACAACAGCUGGUGUGGCUGAGCACAACAUGGAACCAAAUAACAAAAGGAUCACUGAGUGUGCGUCCUUUUAACGUUUAGAGUAUGGCUCUGGCCCAUAUAUCGAGGCCCAUAUUUAUAUAAUCUGAUAUACCCUUUUGUAAAUACCUUUCUUGCGUGACAACCUAUGUGAAUGAAUAGCAGAGAAAUACAUUUUAGUGAAAACACUACAGUUCUAGUAUAGAUAUACAGAAACACUUGACUUUUUUACGGGCUUCCCCUACAUCCAUCAAUCAAUCACAUUUUAUUUAUAAAUCCCUUUUUUACAUCAGCAGAUGUCACAAAGUGCUUAUACAGAAACCCAGCCUAAAACCCCAAACAGCGAGCAAUGCAGAUGUAGACCGCCUUAGCCUUUAACCUCUGAUGCACAGCAUGUCUCUACGUCUGACUACUCAGAGAACCCGUUGUAACCCUUGAGGUGAUGAAGGACCCGAUGUCUAUCAAAUAAGAGGACGUUUUGUGACUCUAAGACUCAAAAAUUUGCUGAAAGGAUUGAGACAUUUUCUCAUGGAAGCCACUUUGGGAAAAUGAGACCAAUCACUAGUGCCUGUUAUGACUGACUUGACAGUAAUACUACUCACUGACCCAACGCCUUACACUUGUUUCUGCCUGCCGUGUCUGACUGUGACCACCAGGGGGCGGUGUUGCUACACACUACAUUACACCGACUGCUAUCCGCAAUGCUUUCAUGUCUAAAAACUGAAGGUACAGAAUCAUUUCCUUGUAAUGAUUUAUGGUAACUUGUUGUUGUUGUUGCUGUUUGUUGUUUGUUUGGUCACUUUAGACCAGCUUAACAUGCUUCAUGUUUGUAAAAAUGUAAACAACGAAUUAAAUUAUUUUUCUGUCGUAUUUAUUUUUUUAAAGAUUAUGUUAAGUCUUUUUUUUUUUUUCUCUGUUUGUUGCAGUGCUUGGAGAAAGAGAGCAUUGGCCUCAUAGAUAAAAGCUAACAGAAAUCAAUUGGGUGAAUUCGCUUCCUGAUUGAGACAGAUUACUGGUUUUAGCCAUUCAAUGGGACCACAAAUAAACAUUUAGAUAAAGAUAAUGGUUAGCUUGUGUAUCAAUCUGAUAAUUAACUUAAGUCUGAAUUAACUGUCAUGUGAUCUGCUCUUACAGUUUAGUCACUACAUUUCCCAUCAGCCCUAUUGUGUACAAUAUUGCUCUGGGUGCUCAUGGGAAGCUGUGUUUUAGUGCAUUGUUGAGGCCACUGCUUUCUCCAGCAUAAGGAUAUGUCAUAGCUUACUGGGUCCUCUGUGAAACAUCUGUAUGAAGUCCAAGCUAAUAGAGCUUGGAUUUGUUUAGCCUUUCCAUUUUUGGGCAAAAUUAAUGAGGAGAGAAUAGGGUUUUUGAAAAUAAUAUGUUUUUUUCCCCGUGAGAUAAUAUAAGUGACGUUAGCUGAUGAAGAUGAUCUCGUAGGACAAAAACGUAUAAGAUCUCCUAAGCCUUUGUUUACCACAGACCUUUUAUUUUCGGCGUUCAUCCCCAAAAAAAACUACAAAAGCUCCAUUACAUUUUCCCCGUAGGCUUUGUUCAACGAACCAUGGCAGAGUUGGUGCCUACAAAAAGACGCCAUUACUAUUUCUCUCUGCGGGGCACCUUGUCAAAAAUACUGAGGAGGUGUAACGCACACACACACACACACACACACACACACACACGCACACACACACACACACACACACACACACACACACACACACACACACACAGUGUAAAUAGAAGGCAACAUUUCACCUUGUAUUUGAGGUGUGUCUUACUCCGAGGUGUCAUCCCAAUACUGUAAUCAGGACUUUUCAUAGGACAGCGAUAGUAUGCAUAUUGAUAGAGCUUAUUCACGUUGUAUGAAGUGGGCAGGAAGAGCGGCCAUUUUGGUGGUUACAACUCCUCCUCCUUCUACUCCUGUGUCCAUAAGGGAUAUGUAGAAAUGUCUAUUUCCUCUCUUUGUCUGUUACAGCAUUUUUUGGCGCAUAACCACAUAGUCAUAGCCGUUGUUGGAAUUGCAUUUGCGAGAAUGUUUAAACCAACAUUUGUUUUAUAAAAAGAAAAAUGGUGGAACCACCACCAUAUUCACUGUUUUAGAACUGAAUUCUAGUUUAAAAUGUUAACUGAACAGAAAUACUGUUGUAUUUUGUAAUAUUUAUAUAAUACCUAUGUAUUUAAAUGAGACAAAGGAGUUUAUAUAAAAUCUAUUUUUUUUUCCUCUAAUGAAAUUAUUAAAUAAGGAAUUUAACCAUUUCCGGUGUCAUCGUCUGCUCUGAAGUUGUCUGCUUUUGCUGCUAAAAGUUUGUAACUGUAUUAUUCAUGUCGAGCUUCUGUUGCAUUCUGCCCUGCACUUAAAACUCUGCUAUGCUAUGUGGAUACCAGGUUUCGACUGUAAUGUGUGUGCCGCCCUCUAGUGGAGAAGGUACGUUUUGGCGCACGCAGCAGCUCGCACAGCAGAGGUAAUGAUUUGCAUCCUGCAUGUUUGGACUGUGGUUAGUAGAGGUGGAUCCGUUACAGGUCUCUCAAGUCUUUCCUCGAUUCCUUGUCCUCUCUCAAGCCCUCCACAAAUUGGCGUUUUCCUUAUUAGAUCGAACCAGGUACUUUGCGUUGCAACCUGUGUUUUCAUCACCUCCGUCUACCUACCUCCCUACAAUCAUUUUCUUUGACGUUCACGUGUCACUGGUCACAAGCUCCACCCACUGACUGAGAUUUUAUCCAACUAAUCACGUUUGGCCCUCAAACUCCACUGAGCUCUCGGCUCUUUUUCAAUUAGUCUCUCCUCGAAUUCCUCGCGUCCUCUCUUUCUCAAAAUGCGUUGGACUGAGGGGAGGGGCUUUGGACCUUUUUCCUCCAAUACGAUUUGAAGAGGAGAAGAGAGAGGAAUCGAGGCCCAGAUGGAUUGAGAAAGAGCCUUGGCCUCUUCAAAAGUUGAGCGAGAAGUGUGUGUCCUUUGGUUUUACACUGACGAGUAGAGAAAGAUUGGAGGAGAGGACGGGAGAAUUCAAGAAAAUACUUUGAAAGAGUCCAAUAGUACCUUUUCUCCCUUUCCCGACUAUGGUCUCCACUCCCUCCUCUUAUUCCGUGGUGGAUAAAGAAAUGGGUACUUCAUGUAGUGUGGUCCUGGUUGGAGCAUGCAGUGGAUGUAGCCAUCAGUGUACAAAUAUUAAAGUAGUAUGGUGGA
Coregonus clupeaformis (lake whitefish) is the source of this 6236-nucleotide messenger RNA. It is a transcript of the gene lrch4, whose product is annotated as leucine-rich repeats and calponin homology (CH) domain containing 4. NCBI's taxonomy places the organism in Eukaryota, Metazoa, Chordata, Actinopteri, Salmoniformes, Salmonidae. The transcript has 17 exons. The coding region runs from base 471 to 2579 and encodes 702 amino acids. The record is from RefSeq and is a predicted model, not a curated record. Gene Ontology annotation, molecular function: protein binding.